AUUCAAAGUAAUAUGCUUUCUUGUUUUGUCGAACUUCCAAAUUUUCGUGUUUUACUUAUUCAGAUGAGUUGCUGGUUGAUUCGUUCGAUUUAAAUUUGUUUCAAAAUUCAAUACCUAGUACCGGAUCAAAAUCAAUUUUAUUAAUCCAGAUCAUCUCGUGAAGUAUCUUAGUAUUCGGUUACUAAAUACAUGUGUCGUGUAUCACUGCCAUGAAAAAUGCGUAAAUUUCUGAAACAGGUGACAGUUGAGCCGUCAUUUUUCAUCUACUUUCUUCUUUACAACUGGCUAGAUGAUUUCAAUACCAAUUUAUUCCUUCAAAAAUCAUGCCGAUUCAACGCAACAAUCGAACCGGACUUGAGCACCAAGUGUGACGAUGAAAAAGCAGGAGUUUUAUUCGUCUCGGAAAUCCAGUCCAGGUAUCGUUUCGCAGCCGUAUUUAUUGCUGCUUUUGUGACAAUAUUUAGCACAACUUGGAGUGAUAAAGCUGGUAGAAGAAGAAGGCCUUUAAUUUAUAUCGCCAUCAUCGAAGAAAUAUUAGUCUCGUUAUCGGGAUGCUUGCAUUCGUAUUUUUGGCAUUGGAAUCCUUCUGGAGCAGCAAUUGCAGCGGCAAUAUUGUACGGUGUGAGUGGAGGAAACGUCGUUAUGAUAAUGGCAUGUAAUAUAUACCUUUGCGAGGAUGAUGCUGAAAAUCGUACUAUGAAACUAGGAUUCAUUAGAGCUAUUUACUCUAUUUGCAUGAUAUUAGGAAGAGGUGCAUCUGGAUUCAUCUUACGCAGAAUUGGGUUCUUCUAUGGUUAUUUAUUAUGCGUUAUUUUGGCAUCGAGUUCCUUAAUCUUUGCAUUGAUUUUCAUAAAAGAUAAAUCUGUACCUGCGGAAAAAGAGUUUCGUUUCUAUCACAUUUUUAACUUGAGAAGAACAAUAGUUGGUAAUUUUAAAGUUGUAUUCAACAAAAACUUGGGACGUAAAAAAGUUAUCAUUUCACUACUCAUUUUCAUACAUGUCGCUGUUUCUUUCACUAAUUUUGGAGAAUUAUCAGUAUUGUACCCAUAUCUUCGAUACAGAUUUGGAUUCGACGAACAAAAGUACAGCGCUUUUUCGUUUUAUAGAUUUUCAGUGGCAACUCUAGGAACUUUAUUCUGUUCGGUUGUCUUGAGCAAAUGUUUGAAAAUUCACGAUGGAUUGAUUGGCAUCUUGGCUGGAUCUUUUGACUUGGCAGCUGUCACAAUUUUGCUAUUUGCCACUCAAGCUUGGCAGGUUUUCAUGGUUCCACUGUUAGAUUUAUUUCAUGGCUGCGCUUUGGUGAUUCCAGUAUCAUUUAUGACUAAAUAUUAUCAUGCCAAUGAAAUAGGUCGUCUUAGUGCUGUAAAUGGUGUGUUCUUGUUGACGUUGCCUUUAACUUACCCCGCAUAUAAUACCAUUUUCAAGGCAACGUUGGAUGUCUUUCCCUCUGCAUUUUGCCUUUUGAGCGUCGCAGUAGAUUCAGUCAUCAUCACAUGCUUCUGUGCAUCCUAUUUCUUAAGCAAAAAGUUUGAUAGAGAAAAGCAAACGAAUGUUCAAGAAGAAACUCACAAUAUGUUGCCUGCCACGUAAUAAUAUUGUACUUAUUUUGUAUUUUUGGUUACAUUUUUUUUUUAGUUUAAAAUACAUUUUAAAACUAGCAGUGAAUUUCAUACAAUGCAAAAAUUUUUGCUAUCAAAAAAUUCAUUUUCAUUUUUUUCUUGGCUUUGUUCAUGCAAAAAGUUGCUACCUAUAUACUGGGAUCUGAUCGUAUACCCUUUGAGAAAUUGUCACUGUGUCAUCUUGGACGGUACUCUCUAAAUUUAAAGCAGUCAAAUUUCACUGCUUAGCAGUCACGACAUUUUGCCUUUUUAAAGCAGUAGUUUUUUUUUACUGCAAAACAGUGAAAAAUUACUGAAUUGGUCAGUCAA
This is a messenger RNA of Planococcus citri (citrus mealybug), 1928 nucleotides long. RefSeq lists its product as uncharacterized. The coding region runs from base 217 to 1590 and encodes 457 amino acids. Gene Ontology annotation, cellular component: membrane. Gene Ontology annotation, biological process: transmembrane transport. Gene Ontology annotation, molecular function: transmembrane transporter activity. The transcript is spliced from 6 exons. The record is from RefSeq and is a predicted model, not a curated record. NCBI's taxonomy places the organism in Eukaryota, Metazoa, Arthropoda, Insecta, Hemiptera, Pseudococcidae.